AUGACAUCUCCCGAGCUAAACUCCCGGCCGGAGCCAGAUAACACAGCAUCGUUUGGCUGGCGACCGAAAAACGCCCGUGUGCAGUCGCUGUUUGGCCCCUUCACCCGGACACAACAAUGGGUCAAAACGCCCGCUACGCUUCAAUUUGUCGAUGGUGCGACAGCCGAUGAUGACUUUCCAGACGACGACGGCUUCCCAGAUGCGUCGUCGUGGCAGCCAAUUCGCAGCGAUCGGCCUCCCAAUGGGCCACACGCACAAGCAUCAGCGCUGCAAUCUGCGCAGAAUAACGUCUCACAGGUGCCGGUAUGGUCCACGUUGUCGCCGGACUCGACUGGGUCGACGCGGACCGACCAAUCAACCCAGGCAGCAGCAUACGACGCACCAGACAACCCGUUGCGGCUAGGCUUUGCUCCGGCACUGAACCAGGUGGCCCAACUGCGCUCCCAGUCGCCCUCAGACCGGUUCAUCGUCCACGACGAGAUGGGGCCGGGCAGUACCUUUGACCUGCACGAGGCCAUCAAUGCCGUUCAGUCGGUCCAAUCGCGCAUCUAUCUGGAGAAGUCUGCCUUCCCGCUCCAGGACAAACAGGAGGCUUUGCUUCUUCGUCAUUUUGUGCAAAAUCAAGCCGGAUGGGCAACUACACAGCUCGACAUUUGCGAUCCUGCCCGACACUUUGCUACCACAGUGCCUCUGCGAGCCGGCACCUGUACGGUCCUGCUCAAUGCCACGCUCGCCUUAGCUGCCAAACACCUGGCACAUAUCAGCGACUUUGACCGCUAUGCGUCCGACCGGUAUCACCGCGAAUGCCUCAGCGUGCUGAUUCCGUUGAUGAGCCACGAAGUCACGGCCGCGGACGAGAAUCUGUUUGCCGCGACCAUUAUUCUACGCAUCUGGGAGGAGAUGGAAGUAAAACACACUGGAGUCGACUCGCACAGUUACAUCCUCGGCAUACAUGCCUUUGUCCACGGCAACGGCCAUAAUCUACGACCGAAAACGCUGGGUGCUGCCAGCUUCUGGGCUGGUCUGCGCCAGGAGAUAUACACAGCCACAAUGAACCAGCAGCCGGUGAAGGCCCCCCUAGUCUCGUCGUUGGUGGAUGGGUCCCGCGAGCUUGGACCGGCCGACGAUGAGGACUGGGCCAACCGGGCUGUUGUCCACUGCGUCGACGUCCUCAACUUCUGCUUCGGGGAAGAGCCGCCGCGGCAAACGUGGGAUGGCCUGUACGCUUGGAACGAGCGAUGGACAGCGUCACUCCCGCCAUCUUACACACCAACGCUGGACAAAGAGAACAGACCGGGGGAAGCAUUUCCCGAGAUUUGGUACCACGAUACCUGGCAAGUCACCGGAGUGCAGCACCAUAUUCUUGCCACGUUGUUCCUCGUCAGCUUCGACCCCAGUUUUCCCCGUAUUGGUGGCCGCCGCAGAGAGGCAGCCAAGCGAAUGGAUACUCAGAUGAUGCGCGCGUGGGACUGGGAGGGUGUGGAGUAA
This is a messenger RNA of Grosmannia clavigera kw1407, 1488 nucleotides long. RefSeq names its product ARCA-like protein. Gene Ontology annotation, molecular function: transcription cis-regulatory region binding; DNA-binding transcription factor activity. The transcript has 8 exons. The record is from RefSeq and is a predicted model, not a curated record. The coding region runs from base 1 to 1488 and encodes 495 amino acids. Gene Ontology annotation, biological process: positive regulation of transcription by RNA polymerase II. Gene Ontology annotation, cellular component: nucleus. NCBI's taxonomy places the organism in Eukaryota, Fungi, Ascomycota, Sordariomycetes, Ophiostomatales, Ophiostomataceae.